CUCCUCCUCCAAACCAUCAUUCUAACAACUAUACAUUCUUCCUCCCCUUCCACUCUUACUCUGAAUAACUUAGUCACUGCAUGCUCAGGCUUCCCGUUGCCUGUGGGGAUUUUGGGGAAUUUGUGAUGACAGCACCUCUCCCUCUGUGGAGGAGUUGCCUUGAAUAUCCAAGGAGAAGAGGCGAAAGAGACGCUCGCAAAGGCUGAUCGCGUCCACUCUUAGAUUUAAUGGGACCUUAGACACUUUGCACGCUCCUCAUCAUGACCAUGAUAGCGAUUUGGAAUUCUCAGCACAUUCUGAAGAACUCUAAGGAUGGUUGACAAAGUGCUAAUUAGCACAGAGGAACCAGUUCAGUCCAAAUGGUGGAACAUGAUGAACGUGGCAGUUUCUGGCAUCAUACAAAAACUCUUCUGGAUAUUCCUUAUGGCUAGUUCCAAGCUGUAAAUUGAAACAUGGAUGAUCAACCCAUGAUGACUUUAGAAGGACAGAAGUCAUCAGCUUUGCAAGAGACCCCAAAAAUGACUUUCUCAGUAGAGCUUUCAAUGGCAGACUCAACCAUGGAUAGAAACCUGACCUUAAAAGAUACUUCUGAUUCACUAUCGUCUGUUAUAGGUGAGCCUUUGGAAGACCAAACACAACUUGAGCUGAAGAAUAAAAGUUCAUCAGAGAAGAUCAAUCAAAUUGUACCACUGCUUGUCAACAAAGAUGGACCUUGUCUUCAAAUCUUGAAUCUUCUCACAAAAGAAAAGACAAAGAAAUACAUUGAACGUCAAAGCACUUCAGCUCCAAUAUCAACCCCAAAAUCUGAACUAAAUUGCAUCUUUUGUGAACCUGACGUCCAAAUGGAUGCUGAGACUGGGUUCAGCUAUUUUUUGACUCGCUCAGAUAGUUCAGUGACCAACAGCUGUGAUGUAGACUCCUCAAACACCUCGUCUACUACUUAUCCUUUUUCUAAUUUGACGGUCAGACCCAUAUCAGAACCCGCUUACUCUUUUGCAUCCUCUCCAGUGGGACCAUCUCACAUUGAGCACCCUUACUCGACUCCUUUGCCAGUCUCCAAGGGGGCUGAUCUACCCCGAAUCAUCAAACACAAGCCCAGCUCCAUUACCUUUGCAGAUUAUGACAGUUUUUUGGGUCUGAUCAAGAAUGUCCAAGCCAAUGAAGGUUCAGAUGCUUGUGAGACCUCUUCUGAAGAUGAAGGCCGUGAUGUGGUCUUCCAUGAUGAUAGCGAUGACGUGUUUCCCAAGUGCAAAGAGUUUUUCCAAAGCUCCACACAAAACGGGGGUGGAUUGGAGAAACAAAGGAGGAAAGGAACCUGUAGACAAGCACAUGUAGAAAGAAGUUCCAGCACCAAUCUGCCACCCACCAGAAGCAACAGCUAUGAGGCAGAGGAGGAGAGCAGCAGUACAGAGGAGUCUCCUCAGGUCCUGUCUCCCUGGUCUGAAUCUAUGACCCAGCUAAUGAAGAGAUUAGAUCAGCUCAAUCUGUACAUAGAGGAAGCUCUCAGCGCUGGCUCUUCCCCCUCCCACACACCCAACACCACCCGGAGACACACCACUAAUGACAGAGCAUCCCUGCAGAGUGGAGCUGUAGGGGUGAACCAGUCCCUCAACUUGAACAACAUGGCUAGAAGAAACGACACGAGGGAACGGCAUGGCCAAGAGAGACAUGCGGGAGCCACUUCCUCUCAGGGGAGAUCACAUGGUAAAAAGACAGAGAUGUCCAUCAAGAAGAGGCAUGGAGGCGCAGCUUUCUCCACUCGCUCAGUUCACAGGCAUUCCUCUGGUAUUUAUAUUUCCCUCCUGAACCGAGCAGCGCUCGCAACCUUGAAUUCAGCUCAGCCACGAGGCCUGCCCUCUUCAUCCUGGUUUCUCAUUGGCUCACCUCUAGUCAUGUGACUCAAAAAGGGGGCAGGGCUGACAGCUGGUACUCCUCUGGAACUGGAACU
Sinocyclocheilus rhinocerous is the source of this 1948-nucleotide messenger RNA. RefSeq lists its product as uncharacterized. The record is from RefSeq and is a predicted model, not a curated record. The coding region runs from base 453 to 1898 and encodes 481 amino acids. The transcript is spliced from 6 exons. Lineage: Eukaryota; Metazoa; Chordata; Actinopteri; Cypriniformes; Cyprinidae.